GAUCAGUCUUUAUGCACGUGCUCAUAUAUAGCUCUUCUACUUGUUCUUCUAUUUGCUAUUAAAGGCUUAAUCCCGAGGAAAUAGUGAAUAACCGACUCUUUAUUUGCAGAUUCUAAAGUACAGUAAUGAGUUUAAGCUACGCUCGCGCGGAUCUGUCAAUCUACUCGGGAUUGAGCCUCACAGCAGAAGGCUCGAAAAGAAGAACUACUAAUAUCGUAUGAGGUGUUGCUGCAGCCGUAUCAUCCGAGCCAACGAACCGAUCUCUGAUCUAAGCGCAUCGUACAGAGAAGGAAUUGAGAGACGCCAUGCUCAACACGACGAGGCAAACCUUCCGACCACAGCAACGAUGAAAGCCCUCAACCAAGAAAACGAGGCAAUCAGUAAAGGCGAAAAAACGAACGAUGACGAGGUGAGUCCUCUCAUCGACGUAAUGAACGCGGCGUUGCCCCAGAAUUACCAACAGGAAAAAAGCCGGGCCGUCGACGAAUGCAUCGCGGAAGAUUUCCUGAAAAUGUCGAUCGCGGAUCGCAACAGUGUGGCCGAUGAAAUCGCGGGAAAGUCUUGUAUGGCACGCGAGGAAACGCCCGAAAUGCUGGCAGCUUCCCUCGCGAGACUAGACGUCGAGCUCAAUGCGAUCCCCCUUAAAAAGAAGAUCGGUUACCUGCAGAGCCAGAAGUUUUCCAAAACCUACAUCAAUGAUUGCAACUUCCGGCUGCGAUUUUUGCGGGCUGAACUGUUUGAAGCGCGGGAGGCGGCCGUCCGAUUGGCGAAGUACUGCGACUUUGUCCUCGAAUUGUUUGGGAGCGUCGCUUUGCAACGGAAGAUCUGGUUGAGCGACUUUGACAGAAAAGAAAUCAAGUGGAUUCAGAUGGGAUACAUUCAGAUGUUGCCGUUUCGAGACAGUUUUGGCCGGCGAGUUAUUCUGCAAAUCAUAGACGCGAGUGUUCUGCGCGAGAAGCGUGUCAGGGUGAGUAACAACGUCAACUAACACUUAGGAGCAUCGACAAAAGCACCAAGCCAAAAUCAGCU
Pseudo-nitzschia multistriata is the source of this 1029-nucleotide messenger RNA. The record is from the annotation of a GenBank genome assembly. NCBI's taxonomy places the organism in Eukaryota, Bacillariophyta, Bacillariophyceae, Bacillariales, Bacillariaceae.